Messenger RNA from Pectinophora gossypiella (pink bollworm), 2781 nucleotides. RefSeq names its product frizzled-4 (gene fz4). Gene Ontology annotation, biological process: non-canonical Wnt signaling pathway; canonical Wnt signaling pathway. The transcript is spliced from 3 exons. Gene Ontology annotation, molecular function: Wnt receptor activity; Wnt-protein binding. NCBI's taxonomy places the organism in Eukaryota, Metazoa, Arthropoda, Insecta, Lepidoptera, Gelechiidae. The record is from RefSeq and is a predicted model, not a curated record. Bases 119 to 1864 code for a protein of 581 amino acids. Gene Ontology annotation, cellular component: plasma membrane.
CGGGCGCAGCGCCUCAGCCGCACUACGUGUCGAGACGCGCCGCGCGCCGUACGUCGCGCUCCGUCAGCGGCCGCGCGUAAACAUCGGGCGAUGCGAGCCGUGUGAGCCAUCCACCACGAUGCAGGGCUGCUGCGCGCUGCUGUGGGCCGCCGCGCUCGUGGCCGCCGCCGCCGGCGAGGCAUCCGUGCGCAGCUGCGAGCCCAUCAAGGUGGCCAUGUGCAAAAAUAUCGGCUACAACCAGACCGGGAUGCCCAACCUGGCGCGCCACACACUGCAGGCGGACGCCGACGUCACGCUGCAGACCUUCAGCCCGCUCGUGCAGUACGGCUGCUCCUCGCAGCUGCACCUGUUUCUGUGCGCGGUUUACGUUCCCAUGUGUACCGACAAAGUCGCGUUGCCAAUAGGACCCUGCCGGGGACUGUGCGAGAGCGUGUACGAGCGGUGCUACCCCGUGCUGAAGGGGUUCGGGUUCACGUGGCCCGCCGAGCUGGACUGCUCGCUGUUCCCCGCCGAGAACAACCACGAGCAUAUGUGCAUGGAGGGCCCCGGGGAGCGGGCGCCGCCCGUGGGGACGACCCCACUGGACACGGCGGCGGGCGGCCGCAGCGGCUGCAGGAAGCUGGUGGAGCCCAACAGCUGGGUGUGGGUGCGGGGCUCGGGCCGCUGCGCGCAGUUCUGCGACGCCGAGGUGCUGUGGGAGGCGGGCGAGCGGCGCGCCGCCGAGGUGUGGCUGGCGACGUGGGCCGCGCUCAGCUUCGUGUGCACGCUGGCGGCCGUGGGCGCCCAACUGGCGUGCGGGGCCGGCGGUUCGGGCCCGGGGGCGGGCGGCGCGGGGUCGCGCGCGCUGGUGCUGGUGGCGCUGUGCCGCUGCGCCGCGGCCGCGGGCUGGGGCGUGCGGGCCGCUGCGGGCCGCGCCGCCGCUGGCUGCGCCAAGGACUCCACGUCGCCCGCGCGCAUGCUGCUGGCGCACGACGGCCUCGCCAACCCCAACUGCGCGGUCGUCUUCCUGCUGCUCUACUACUUCGGCCUAGCUGCUUCCGUUUGGUGGGUGGUAGUAGCAGGGGCAUGGCGAGCAAGCGUGCUGCGCCCGCCCGCGCCGGCGGGGGCAGCGCGCAACGACAGGCACUCUUCGCUGCUGCAGCUGGCCGCGUGGGGCGUCCCGGCUGCGCUCGCCGCCGCUGUCCUGGUCACCAGGGAUGUUGACGCUGAUGAGCUCACAGGGACAUGUUACGUGGGCAACCAGUCGAGCAAGUCACUGCUGGCGCUGGUGAUCGUGCCAGAAGCGAUCUGCCUGCUGUUAGGCUGUGUGUUCCUGUCGUCGGGGCUACGUGCCGUGUUGCGGCGGCCCACGCCUGCGCCCGCGCCUGCGCCGCUGCCGCUGCUGGCGCCACCGCCUCUCGCGCACACCGACCAGAGUCUGCUGCGGUUGGGCGCCUUCGCCGCUCUCUACGCGGUUCCCUCCGCGUGCAUCCUCGCCACGUGGGUGUACGAAUACGCGUGGAGAGACGCCUGGCUAGCAGCGCCCGUGCCCUCCUCGGAGCCUUCGACGCAUCCUCAGCCAGCCUUCUGGGUGUUCCUGUUCAGGAUCUUCGCGACGCAGAUUCUGGGCGUGAUGGUCGCAGUGUGGAUCGCAACGCCGAGGCUGAAGGCUCUGUGGAGGAGGGUCGCGGGGCCGAGGAAGCCGGCGCUGGCCAAGUGUCCGGCGGGCCCCCCGCCCACGCCGCUCACGCUGCACUGCUACGCGGCCCACACGCACACUAUGUCGCGACACUCACACAAGUACGCGACGUACAGGCCGCCGCAACAACACUCGUAUAGAAAACCUCGACAUUACCACUACUCCGCCGGGGAGACGAUUAUCUGACCGAGUUGUUUGUGGAAUAAUGACUGAAAAGACAAUGUUCUACAGAGGAACCUCUUACCUCCGAUGCAUUUAUUGUAUAGUUGUGUGUAAUUAAGUAGGUUAAGAGAUAUGCUUCGUAAGUGCCAUUCAAAUUGUUUUAAAUAUGAAUUUUACUUAUACUUACAGCAGAUAAGAAAAGCGUAGGCACCUACUGAUUGUAUGAGACUUCAAUCUUUAAAAUAGUUACUUAAUUGUCUCUUGAGUGCUACUGUAUUGAAUACGUAGUAGGUGUCUAAGUAUUUCCAAGAUAAUUUAUAAUUUUAAAUGAUACGACUGAAAAUUACGAAUAAGUAACUUUACUUCAUCUACUUACGCUUACGUAUACAGAAUAUUGUGAUGACGCCUUCAUGUCAAGUAACUGCAUAUGAAUAAAUUAAUUCUUACUUAAUUGAAGUGUAAAUAGGUGUAUGUUUUUGACUUUGAAGUAAUUUUGUAAAGUCUCGACAUCGAAAUUGAAAGUUUUACUAUCUAAGAAUUUGGCUUAUAGAUUUUUAACCGAUUUCAAAAAAGAAGGACGUUAUGUUAACUUCAUUAUCUUACUGUAAGUGAUUAUAGUGAGUAUUUUACAUGUCGUGUAUACGUUUCUAUAUUAACUAUCAUAGGUAGUUGGUAUUUAAAUAAAUAUUAACUGUCGAGGAUAAUGGGCAAGUUGUAUGGUAGCUGAUAAAACUGACGUCUGACAUCCUAACAUCUACUAAGCACUAGCAUUGCACUGAGUGACGUUUUUGUUGACCCUACUCUCAAUUUGCCCAAGAUCCUUUUACAUAAUAAAGAAAUUGUAAAUACUAUUGUAAAUAUUAGCUGCUAUUAAAGUUAUGCAAUAGCCUGUAAAUUGUACACUAAGAAAUAAAAUAAAGUUCUAAAAUAAAAUCUUUUUA